Amyelois transitella is the source of this 2468-nucleotide messenger RNA. RefSeq names its product UTP--glucose-1-phosphate uridylyltransferase (gene UGP). The coding region runs from base 239 to 1777 and encodes 512 amino acids. Gene Ontology annotation, molecular function: UTP:glucose-1-phosphate uridylyltransferase activity. NCBI's taxonomy places the organism in Eukaryota, Metazoa, Arthropoda, Insecta, Lepidoptera, Pyralidae. The transcript has 6 exons. The record is from RefSeq and is a predicted model, not a curated record. Gene Ontology annotation, biological process: glycogen metabolic process; UDP-alpha-D-glucose metabolic process. Gene Ontology annotation, cellular component: cytoplasm.
UAAAACGUCUGUCGUGGGGGGAAGGUGUCUGUCUGGGCUUGAUAUAUAUCUUCAUGUAAUCUUAUCAAGUUUCGCGCCAAAAUGAUCUUUUUUUUUUUAGUAUCGUGAUCAAAAGUAAUCUUUAUUAUCUUUUGUCGAUUUGAUCUAGGUUCUAAAGUCAGUGUGAUAUAUUAUUUAUGUAAUUAAAAAGUUGAAUAUUGUCAGUGUCUUUGAAGACGUAGUAUUGGGAUAAUUAACAAUGAAUAUGGAAAAUGAUUGGAUACGACGCAAGAUACGCAGUCACCAGAGGACCCCGUCAGGGUCGCGGGACUUCAAGGAGGCCACGAAACGUGACGCCCUCGCCAGGCUCCAAGUGGAGCUGGAGAGGCUCCUGUCCACCAUACCUGAGGGCAGGCGGCCGCUAGUGGAGAAGGAGUUCACUGGCUUCAAGAAUCUCUUCAGCAGAUUUCUCGCGGAGCAGGGUCCGUCAGUCUCAUGGGACAAGAUCCAGAAGCUUCCCGAGGGUGCGGUCAUAGACUACGGCUCUCUGGAAACGCCGACCACAGACAACGUUCACCACAUGCUGGACAAGCUGGUCGUGGUCAAGCUGAACGGCGGCCUGGGUACAUCUAUGGGCUGCAAGGGCCCCAAGUCCGUGAUACAAGUCAGGAACGAGCUGACUUUUUUGGAUUUGACAGUGCAGCAGAUUGAGCAUCUGAACAAAACCUACAAAUGCAACGUGCCACUAGUCCUGAUGAACUCCUUCAACACCAAUGAGGAUACGCAGAAGGUGAUCCGCAAGUACCAGGGUCUGAAGCUGGACAUCCACACAUUCAACCAAUCCUGUCACCCGCGGAUCAAUAGGGAGUCGUUACUUCCCGUAGCUAAGAAUGGGGAUGUUCAAGCUGAUAUUGAGGCAUGGUACCCACCCGGCCACGGCGACUUCUACGAGGCCUUCUACAACUCUGGUCUCCUCCAGAAGUUCAUCAAAGAGGGCCGCACAUACUGUUUCAUCAGCAACAUCGACAAUCUCGGAGCCACCGUUGACCUGAACAUCCUGAACCUGCUCCUCAAUCCCAACCAACAAAGCACCACAGAAUUCGUAAUGGAAGUCACGGACAAAACCAGAGCGGACGUUAAAGGAGGCACUCUCAUACAAUACGAAGACAAAUUGAGACUGCUCGAAAUAGCUCAAGUGCCAAAAGAGCACGUGGACGAUUUCAAAUCAGUCAGUCAGUUCAAAUUCUUCAACACGAACAAUCUGUGGGCGAAACUCGACGCUAUACAACGCGUAGUCGACCAAGGAUCGUUGAACAUGGAAAUCAUAGUGAAUAAUAAACAUUUAGCGGAUGGUCUGAACGUAAUUCAGUUGGAGACCGCCGUAGGCGCAGCCAUGAAGUGUUUCGACGGCGGUAUAGGUGUUAAUGUGCCGCGCAGUCGUUUUUUGCCAGUGAAAAAAACGUCGGAUUUGUUACUGGUGAUGUCGAAUUUGUACAGUUUGUCGCACGGUUCGUUGGUUAUGUCCGAGCAGAGGAUGUUUCCGACGACGCCUCUGGUGAAAUUGGGCGAUAAUCAUUUCGCCAAAGUGAAGGAGUUUCUCAAUAGGUUCGCCGCUAUACCGGAUCUGAUAGAGUUGGACCAUUUGACUGUGUCCGGCGAUGUGACGUUUGGCAGGGGAGUGGCUUUGAAGGGCACAGUGAUCAUAAUCGCGAAUCACGGAGACCGUAUCGACAUACCUUCGGGCGCUAUUCUCGAGAACAAGAUUGUGUCAGGAAAUUUACGCAUUUUGGACCACUAGGCCGAAAGAGGGUGUUGUUGUAAGCACAACGUAAUGAUGAUUUACACGUUAGGUUAUUAGCCGGCCUCUAGUUAAUGAUAGCAUUAUUCUAAUAUUAUAAAUGCGAGUGCAAGUUUUGUAAAUGCCUUUUACCCCCUGGCUUUAGUCCCGGUUGCAUCCUCACCGCUCUGGAGAGGAGCCCGGGGUGCGCCUUUGACCAUGGAUCCUGGAUUGGGUGAGUCAGGUUUUAACACGAAGCGACUCCCGUCUGACCUCCGCAACCUUUGCAGGGGAACCUUACCCGUAUUGGAUCGAUCAUGGUUACACAUCCAGUUGCCUGAAUGUGCAGGUUUCCUCACGAUGUUUCCCCUCACCGUAAGAGCAUCGGUUAGUAUUCAAACUAAUGUAUACAUAACUGGAGUCAUUGGUACAUGGCCGAAGUGGGAUUCGAACCUGUUCCUUUCUGCGCAUCACGCAUUUUAACCGGGCAUCUUACCGAUUCGAAAUUAUAAGUUUUAAAAGUUGUGUAAUGUUCGUUAAUAAUUUUCUGAACGGAUUUAGAAAAAAAACUUUAUAGUAGCAUAUAUUUUACUGAUGUAAUAAUAUGAAGGCUUACUUUACGACGAGAAAAUUCGCAGGCCGAUGUUUUCUUGUUCCUAUUGUUAUUUUAUAUACGCCAUUUUUAUUUAUAUAAAUCAAUUUUAGUAUGUAU